CAAAACUCGCGCGCUGCCGGGAGAGAAAGACGCGUCGUCGUCGCCUUCGAGGACCACCGCCGCACCGCCUUUGUUUUGUAACCCUAAAGAGGAGUCGAAAGCCGCCCCCGCCGACGAUCUCACCUGCCUCAGGGUUCUACCUUUGCUAUCGCACCUCUACCGAAGUGCCGAAGACCCAACGUUUGGAGGCCGCUGCAGACGGCCCUGACGCCGCUACUCCGCUGGAUGGGCGGCCAUUUUGAGCGACACUUGUAAAUAAACGCCGCUAUGACCGACGCCGAGGCGCCGCUUGCGCUGCUGCCGCCCCAGGCCGCCCCCGCGGAGGCCACUCCAGUACUCGCCCCUGCUGUUGAAAAAAUCGCCCUGAAGCCGGAACCGGUGAAAAUUGAACCGCCGCCGGUGAACGGGACCGAGACCAAGUCGGAGCCGCCCCCACCGGCCCCCGCAGAUCCACCACCUCCAACAACUAACCACACUCCUAAGGUGGAGGCGGCAGCCCCCGAACCUGCACCUCCGAAGGAAAAAGAAACACCGCCACCUGCCCCUGUAAAGGAGACCAAGGAGAAAGAGCCCACCCCUGUUAAGGAACCAGCGCCGGCAGCUCCAAAGGAGCAACCGGCAAAGGAGCAAUCUGCUAAGGAGCAAUCUGCAAAGGAGCAAUCUGUAAAGGAACAACCAGUAAAGGAGCAACCAGCUCCCAAGGUCAACCACAAUAAGCGCAAACGAGAGGCCAAACCGGUCCCCGAGUCCACCCCUGGAGAACAGCGCUCCAAACGCAACCGCUUCCGGACCCAGCCCUAUCAAGCACCACUUUCCACCGCCGACCUUGGCCUCAAACCAACCUCCACCAAGACUCGCGCAAAGAGUCCAGAUGAUAAGCUUGUUGUUUUCUUCAAAAACGAAUUCCUGGGCGUCCGAAAUGCUGAAGGGGGAUUCUAUGUGUGCCAGGCCACACACAAUAUCACCAAGAAAAGCCAUAAAAUCCGCAUUCGCUGGCUUAGCCAGGAUAAGUCGGACACGGAAGUCUACUCACCAGAUUUCUACGACAACACUGAUUUUGACUGUAUACUUACUAGCCUGAAUUUGGACAGAGUUGACAAAAACAAGUAUCGGUUGCCUAAAGAUGAGCUGACAAGAAUCAAGAGCAUUCUGGAUAGAGCACUGGCUGUCGAGAAAGGGUCCGCUCGUCCUGAAGUAAACGAAAGCCAUCCUGACGGCUUGGACCUAAGUUUGUUUAAAGACCAAGCGCAGCUCAAGAAAAAGCGCCGAAAAGAGCAGACAAGCAGCCCUAAAGCCAAGGGUCGGAAGAGUACGAGCAGCAGCAGUGGUAGUAGCAGUGAAUCCGAGGAGUCGGAAUCAUCAGAAGACUCCUCGUCUGACGAAGAAGAUCCUAAACCAUCCAAGCAGACCAAAGCGCCUGUAAAAAAAGAGACGGCUGCUGAGUCUCGCGCUGCUAGAGCCGCUAAGCGGCAAUCCUCGGAAGGGGAGCCUUCUCCGGCAGCCAAAAAACCCCGCCCUUCAACCUCUAAAGCAGCUGCUGCACCUGCCAAGAAGGAAGCCAAAGGCGCUGCAAGUAGAAGAGGAGGGAGGAAGAAAUAAGUUGUACCUGUUGAACGAAGAAUAAGAAGGACUUGUUGUGUCUCGUGGUAGUAUGGGUGUGAAUUUUAACUCUCGUUAGCGCGUAAGGGCACACCACACACAUCGAUGUAUAACAGAAUUAAAGAGGAGAGCAAGCGUCUUGUGUAACAUAAAACUACACAACACGAAAAUCACACUAAACAUGAAGAGACGACACUAUAUGGAAAGAAAAUGUUACAUAAACACAAACACACACCAACCAUCAACCCUCUCGCAAUCGAGAUUCACGAAAUAAGUAAAUAAUUGAAUUUAUGAAUUAACCAUGUCAAUCGGUAUGUCUCUCGUUGUGGAUGGAUCAGCCAGACCAAUACCUAACGUACGUUCAACCUUUACUGAUCUUCAUUUUUCGUGCUAAAAUUCAAUAAAGUUCUAUUGAAUGGGACAACACAAGUUCUUUAUUUUGUUAUUGAUUGGUUACUCGCUGGUUGUCGGACCACUCGAAUACAAACGGCACUCAAAUUAGUCCAGCAAUUCUUAUUUACACUCAACUUGGUAUGAUUGAAUUUAACUAUAUUCAUUUUGUUUGGUUUUCUAUGCGCAAAUUUAUUUACAUUUUUUUACGUGUUUAUUUUUCAUACGGUCACUUGCAACUUUGCCAUAUUAUUAAUCGUUGCAAUCGAGAUCAUUUUGACUUUAUUUAGAUUAAAACUACUUCGUCUGCUUCCUAAGUGCAAUCAAUUUACUUAAUAAUCUAUAUAAAAUAUCGUAUUGUGAAUUGAAAGUGAAAAAUUAUUGUCGAAUCUAAUCAUUCAAAAUGUUAAAUUGUACUCAAUUGUAAUUAAUAAGUUGGCAUUGAUACAGAGAAGUACCAAUUUUCCAUGCGUAAAAUUAAGUUAAUUUGCAACUCACCGGUGUCUAAAUGAAAAUUGUACGUAUUUUGAAUGCAUCGUCAUAAUAAAAUUAAGGCCCAC
Neocloeon triangulifer is the source of this 2549-nucleotide messenger RNA. RefSeq lists its product as uncharacterized. Lineage: Eukaryota; Metazoa; Arthropoda; Insecta; Ephemeroptera; Baetidae. The record is from RefSeq and is a predicted model, not a curated record. Bases 268 to 1599 code for a protein of 443 amino acids. The transcript is spliced from 6 exons.